AUGGAUGCUGCAUCUCACCACAAUCCAACACUUCCCAACAGUGCGAUCAUUCGAAAUCGAGGAUGCUUCUACCUGUCUGCAGCGCUGGCGUCUAUGCCAACCGAAACAGUGGUCACACCGCAUCUUGCGGACUAUCUAGAACAGGUAUUGGAGCCGCUUCCGAUUUCAUCAGGAGCCACGGUUACUUCAGUACCGUCAGGGGGAGAACAGCAAGAAGGUGUAGCACACAUUGUCGGCAUGGAUACCAGUGCGCUACCUAUUGACGUCUUGUUCUUCCUCACCGUUCAGAGCAGUACCAUCCGAUUUGACGGCCAACAACAGAGAAGCUCUGCUGCGGAUUGCCUUCUGAAACUGCCAUGUCUAUCAUUGAUGGCAUCCACUAGGCGUACAGUGGAAGACACCUAUGUGGGCGGCAUAGAUGUAUCGGCGACACUGAGCGCGUUCUCAUUGAGUAUUUACAGCCCUCAUCAGCAAUCUACGGCUCAUGAUGCAUUGUCACUUACCCUUGACCACUUAUCGUUCGUGAUUUCUCGAAGCAAGAAUUCGUCUGUGGAAGCCGAUAAUCGAGUAAAGUUCGUUCUCACGUCAAACAUUGGUGCAGCAAAUUUCAAUUACGACAUGCGACGUUUGAGUGAGCUUAUGGCGUUUCCGAAACCGUGGUAUCGUGCGGCAAUCGCUCGUCGAGUGUUCUUCGGUGAUCAGGCAGCUGCACACGACACAACGAGUCACCCACCGAGCACUAUCGCCAGUCAUCCACUAGUGGCUGCCAGGUAG
Cooperia oncophora is the source of this 774-nucleotide messenger RNA. The record is from the annotation of a GenBank genome assembly. NCBI's taxonomy places the organism in Eukaryota, Metazoa, Nematoda, Chromadorea, Rhabditida, Trichostrongylidae.